UGCGAAGUACAAAUGUAAAGAGACAUCGGUUAAAAGACAGAAAGAAGCAUUUAGUUGUGGUUGGUUGAGGAUAAGAGAUGGGACACGUAAUUCGACAGCUGCUGAUAAACCCUCCUUCUUCCUCGUCCCUUCUCCGGUGCCGGACUACUCUCGACUCAAACUAUGUCUUCUCUCUGAGAACCUCAGUUACCAAAUGCAAGGGCAGAUUCUCUUGUCUUUUCUCCGGCGGCAACCAGAGGGAGGAGCAAGCUCGUAAAGCACUGGAAAGCGCUCUUGGUGGGAAGAAAAAUGAGUUCGACAAGUGGGACAAAGAGAUUAAGAAGAGAGAAGAAUCCGGUGAUGACGGAAAUGGUGGCAAGGGAGGAGGAGGAGGCUGGUUUGGAGGCGGCGGCGGCUGGUUCAGUGGUGAUCAUUUCUGGAAUGAAGCACAACAGAUCACCAUUACUCUCUUAGCAAUACUUUUCGUGUAUAUGAUAGUUGCGAAAGGUGAAGUAAUGGCUGCAUUUGUGUUAAACCCGUUGCUGUACGCGCUGCGAGGAACACGAGAAGGUUUGACUUCUUUAAGCUCCAAGCUCAUGGGAAGACAAGCUUCUAAAGUGAAUGGUGCUAGCUCAGAGGAGAUAUGGAAGGACAGCCAGGUCUCUGCUAAAGAAAGCGUUGUCCGAAAAUGGGGAAGUGACUGAAACAAAAAGUUCAUAAAGUUUAGUCAUUGAAGUCUUUGAAUGUUUUUCUUCUUUCGGUUUCUUUUAAAUAUCAAGAUGAGAUCAGUUUUUGUAAUAAAUGAUAUUUAGGCCUGCUACUUCGGUUUUCCGACACCAAACCGAGUCAUUUUUUUUUUUUGGUUUUCAGUUUACUGUAGUUUUUAAAAAUAAUUCCGAAAUAAACUGAAUAAUAUUACGGUUUGGCUAUCA
Molecule: messenger RNA, 911 nt
Organism: Brassica napus (rape)
Lineage: Eukaryota; Viridiplantae; Streptophyta; Magnoliopsida; Brassicales; Brassicaceae
Exons: 3
Coding region: 78-683 (201 amino acids)
Source: RefSeq, a predicted model, not a curated record